This is a messenger RNA of Megalops cyprinoides (Indo-Pacific tarpon), 794 nucleotides long. RefSeq names its product DELTA-sagatoxin-Srs1a-like. The transcript is spliced from 3 exons. Bases 77 to 610 code for a protein of 177 amino acids. Gene Ontology annotation, cellular component: pore complex. Gene Ontology annotation, molecular function: channel activity. The record is from RefSeq and is a predicted model, not a curated record. Gene Ontology annotation, biological process: cytolysis in another organism; pore complex assembly; monoatomic cation transport. Lineage: Eukaryota; Metazoa; Chordata; Actinopteri; Elopiformes; Megalopidae.
CCUAAAGAAAAAGAUAUCAGAAGACUUCCAGCUGUCUUUAAGAAGAAGCAGAGGAGCCAAUACCUGAGAAGCCAAGAUGCCUGAGACAGCAGAAGCAGUUUCCUCAGCCCUGACCACCAACCGCAACUGCACCAUUGAAAUCACCAAUGUCAGCAGCAGCUAUUGUUUGGUGAAUCCCAAGGUGUACAUGUCCAGUGGCUUCAGCUUCAACCCACCCCAGCCCACUGUGCGCACCACCAAGACCGAGGUUUGCUCCUUCACCAAGGAUGACAACACAGCAUCCGGCAGCGUGGGGGUGCUGACCUACGAGCUCUUCGACAUGCGCAGUCGCCACUGCAAUGAGCUCAUCGCUAUCAUGUUCUCUGUGCCCUUCGACUACAACAUCUACAAGAACUGGCUUGGGGUGGGCAUCUUUGAGCACAAGCGUGCAUGUGAUGAGGCUCUCUACAAGCACAUGUACUAUGAAAAGAACUUCACCAACUUCACCCGCGCUGAGGCCAAUGGCUCCGGGGUGGAGUACAAGGGCCGAGUGGUAGACCUGAGGGCAACCAUGUCAAACAUAGGCAGGGCAAUAAUCAAGCUGGAGAUAUAUGACAAGAUGGGCCGAUAGGGCACCUCCUGUGAAAUAGUUGACCAAUUGCAGUGAUGGUCACAAACUGAACGGAACAGUGUCUUACAAUUUUGGUCUAAAUAAAGCUAAGUUUGUGACACAGGCAUGAGCUGAGCCAAGAUUCAAGAACUGUGCCAUGUAAAGUGAUAUACUUUUUAAUAAAUACAUCCAAAAUAAUUACAUA